This is a messenger RNA of Striga hermonthica, 1131 nucleotides long. The record is from the annotation of a GenBank genome assembly. NCBI's taxonomy places the organism in Eukaryota, Viridiplantae, Streptophyta, Magnoliopsida, Lamiales, Orobanchaceae.
AUGCAUCCGGAAAACAUACUAACUAACAUGGAUUCCGAACCACAAAAAUCGAUAAAGCUAGCAUCGUCAUCUGAUUCGGGCGACUGUUUAAUCCCGGGCCUGCUCGAUGACGUGGCCUUCACGUGCCUCGCCCGCGCUAGCCGUUCUGACUACGCCUCCCUCUCCUGCCUCAACAAGAGAUUCCACCGCCUCAUCAAGAGCGACUACUUGUACGAGCUGAGGCGACAGUCGGGCAUAGUCGAGCACUGGGUCUACAUGGUGUGUGAUCCCCGAGGUUGGGAGACCUUCGACCCCUUGAGAAAAAAAUGGACACGACUGCCGAAAAUCCCGUGCGACGACUGCUUCAACUACGCGGACAAGGAGUCCUUGGCCGUGGGUAGUGAGGUUUUGGUUUUCGGGCGAGAGAUGUUUGAGUUCGCCAUAUGGAAGUACAGCUUGAGCACACGUGAUUGGUCCAAGUGUCGUGGCAUGAUUCGACCUCGCUGCCUUUUCGCAUCCGCAAGUCUCGGCUCGAUCGCGAUUGUGGCUGGUGGCAGUGAUAAGAACGGGAAUGUCUUGAAAUCGGCCGAGCUUUACGAUUCCCUUACGGGUGAGUGGGAGGAUCUCCCGAGCAUGCACACGCCUCGUAGGCUGUGCUCGGGGUUUUUCAUGGCCGGGAAAUUUUAUGUGCUUGGGGGGAUGAGCGAAGGGGUGUCAGACUGGUUGACUUGCGGGGAGGAGUUUGAUUUGAGGACUCGGAAGUGGAGAAGGAUUGAAGGGAUGUAUCCAAACGUGAACCGAGCUGCGCAGGCGCCGCCGCUUGUGGCGGUGGUGGACGAGCAGCUGUAUGGGGUGGAGUACAUGACGAAUAUGGUGAAGAGGUACAAUUGGGAAGGGAACAUGUGGGAGGAUAUGGGGAGGCUUCCGGUGAGGGCCGACUCGUCGAAUGGGUGGGGGCUGGCGUUCAAGUCGUGUGGGGAGGCGAUUUUGGUGGUUGGUGGGCAGCGAGGGCCGGAGGGGGAGGCUAUUGUGUUGAGUUCUUGGAAGCCCAAGAAAUCGGGAGUUCAGAACGGGACUCUGGAUUGGGAGGUGGUGGGAGUGAAAGAGCACGCAGGCGUGUUCGUCUACAACUGUGCUGUCAUGGGCUGCUGA